Molecule: messenger RNA, 1213 nt
Organism: Myxocyprinus asiaticus (Chinese sucker)
Lineage: Eukaryota; Metazoa; Chordata; Actinopteri; Cypriniformes; Catostomidae
Product: H-2 class I histocompatibility antigen, alpha chain-like
Exons: 7
Coding region: 32-1114 (360 amino acids)
Biological process (GO): immune response
Cellular component (GO): external side of plasma membrane
Source: RefSeq, a predicted model, not a curated record
GGCAGCAAGAAAAUGUUUCUGUAACAGUAUCAUGUUUCAUCCUCAGUGGAUUAUUUACGAAAGAGAGAUGAUAUCCAUUAUUAUUAUUAUUCUUUUUUACUCAGUAUGUGCACUCCAAAUCAAGUGUGAGAAACACUCACUCCAGUAUGAGUACACCGCCCUUUCCACACCUGACACAUUCUCUGGAUCUGUGUUCAGUGGUGUGUGUGUGUGUGAUGAUAGACAGAUCUCUCACUACUGUAAUGAAGAACAAGACUGGAAGAAAUCAGAAAUCUGGAGAGACGUUCCUGAACUACAUGAGUCUAGAGACUGGUUUCUACAUCAGCUUUAUCUUCUGUCAAACUGCACAAACUCCAAGUGUUCUGAGCUUCAUGUACUUCAGAGAAGAGCUGGAUGUGAGGUGGAGAAACUUCCUGAUGGAACAAUCAAGAAUCUGAAGGGGUUUUAUGAGUAUCAAUAUGAUGGAGAAAAUUUUAUUGCCUUUAAUUUUAACACAAAACAAUGGAUCAAUAAAAAUCCCAAAGCCAAAGAAACAAAACUGAAGUGGGACAGUGAAACAACAGAAAACCAAAUCAUCAAGGAUGAACUCAAGAACUGCAUGAACUGGAUCUCCACAUUUAAUAAUACUCAAAGAUCUCUUCCAGAUGUUGAGAUGUUUGCUGUUGAAUCUCCUCAAGAUCAAAACAAGUUGAUUCUGAUCUGUCUGGCCACUGGUUUCUACCCCAAACACCUGGAGAUGAAUAUGAUGUUGAACGGCAUUAAACUGGAUCAUGUAAACUCUUCUGGAAUCAGACCAAACGGUGAUGAAACCUUUCAGCUGAGAAUCAGUGUGGAGAUCCACAGAAAUGAGAAAGAGGGUUUUGAGUGUCAUGUCAAUCACACCAGUCUAAAAGAGCCGGUUAUAUCAGAAUGGGAUGGAAAAUGCAGUUACUGCAGUGAAGCAUCUAGAACAAAUAUUAUAACAAUCAUAGUAGCAGCAGUUACAGUGUUUAUGAUCGUGAUUUUUAUUUAUAUCUACAAAAGAAAAAGGUCCGAUGAAAAACACUCACUCCAGUAUGAGUACACCGCCCUUUCCACACCUGACACAUUCUCUGGAUCUUUUCAUUGUGAUUGAGCUGCAGUGGCUGGUACCUCUGGCAAAGUGUGAUCUAGGAAAAAAUGAGGGCUGUUUAAUUUUGUUCAGUGUGCCAAGGACUUAAUAAACUGUUUUCAG